GAAAAGCUGUGGUGUAUUUUCAUUGUUUACAUUCAGCAAAUUAACACUUCAAACACAUAAAGUAGACAAGGACUCUGUAUAACCUCAUUCAGAGAUAACAUUAGAAGUCUAAUUUAAGGCCCUUUGCGAACCUGAGGCCUUGGACACAUGCUCCCCUCCCCCACUCCACAUUCCACAUGCCUACAAUCCAGGCAUUUCCCGGUAGGGGAGGGGGAACACCUGCCCUGGCGCCUUCCUCUGCCUGCUGUCUGGGCACCUAUAAAGAAGGAGGGAACCUAUGGGGUGGGUUAGGGAGAGAGUCUGGUUUCCAGAUUCCAAUAUUGGUUCUGGGCUUGGCUCAGAGAUGGGAGGCAGACCUGGGUGUGGAGGCUGGGAAUCCCAAACAGAUCUAGACUCCUUUAGAAUGGUAGAGGAACUUCUAAAUUUCCGCAUCUGAAGGGAGAGGGAGCUUUCCUAUUCCAGCUCCAGACUGGUUCAACCUCCUUCAGACCCCAGCCCUGGAGGGCCUAGCUGCCUGGAACAUGGACAUUCAGCUGCUGGGGAGUGACUUGGUAUGAUUUCUGCCCAGGGGACUGCCGAGGAAAAUUGGAGCCCAAGAUGGAGGUGGGUGGGAAACCGAGUUCCCAAAGAUGAAGGCUCUGACUGGCACAUGGGGAAAUGGAUGGAGGCCAGAAAAGGCUAAGCAGGUGGUUGCAUUUUUGGCAAUGUUCAUGGGAACCCACACCCUCAAUUUGCGGCUCCAGAGGGAGUGCACCCAUUGGCCCAGUUGCUGCCCCAACAAAGGACGGGACCCCACUGAGGAGUGGCUGAAGUGGAGCACUGUGCACGUGCCUCCCCCAGAGACUGCCAGCCUCGCCCACCACCCAGAAUCCUGCAGGGCCAGUGAAGACGGACCUCUCAACAGCAGGUCCAUCUCCCCCUGGAGAUAUGAGUUGGACAGGGACUUGAACCGGCUCCCCCAGGACCUGUACCACGCCCGGUGCCUGUGUCCACACUGCGUCAGCCUGCAGACAGGCUCCCACAUGGACCCCCUGGGCAACUCGGAGCUGCUCUACCACAACCAGACCGUCUUCUACCGGCGGCCGUGCCCUGGGGAGCGGGGCACUCACGAUGGCUACUGCCUGGAACGCAGGCUCUACCGCGUCUCCUUGGCGUGCGUGUGCGUGCGGCCCCGUAUGAUGGCCUAGUGGUGCUGCCCACGGCCAGUCCCUGGUUGGAACACUGGAGCUGGGUGUGUAACCACCUGCCGUGGUGAGCCAGAGUGCUCAGCCCCUCCAAAGCACCACCUGGAGCAGCGGGAUCGUGGGAUAGGAUGGGGGCCUUGGGGGAAACUGCACUUUGCACUUUUUGGAGUGGAUGGAAAUGCAGGGUGAAGGGAAGGGAGCCCUGGUCUUAUGGCCUCUGGAAGCUGGUGUCCUGGCUUUUCCUCUCCGGAAUGGUCUUCUAAUCUGCCCAUUUCUGGAGGCCACCACCCCUGCCUCUUCCUUUCCUCUCAUCCCCAACUGCCCUGGUGUGACACAUGCACUUUCUUGAUAUUUUCCCCAUUGCCAAUGGAGAGCCCCUCAUUUCAUUUCUUUGUUCAUUCAUUCAUUCAUCAAACACUCGGUGAGCGUCUACUUUGCACACAUCCUGGUGUAGUUACUAGUCUUUUGACAUGGGUGACUCUGAGGAAAAGGCUGUUGUUGAGCAUGGAGAGACUUAUCCAAAUAAAUAAUCUGUAUUUAAA
Diceros bicornis minor is the source of this 1726-nucleotide messenger RNA. RefSeq names its product interleukin 25 (gene IL25). Lineage: Eukaryota; Metazoa; Chordata; Mammalia; Perissodactyla; Rhinocerotidae. Bases 630 to 1187 code for a protein of 185 amino acids. The record is from RefSeq and is a predicted model, not a curated record. The transcript is spliced from 3 exons. Gene Ontology annotation, molecular function: cytokine activity. Gene Ontology annotation, cellular component: extracellular region.